AUGGACUAUUCAUUAAUGCCUGCAACACCUGUACUAAUAGAACGAUCAAGUUUUGAUCAAAGUUGGGGCUUUCGUCUUCAAGGUGGUGUUGAUUUUCGAUUACCAUUGUCAAUUAAAAAGGUAAUAACUAAUUCACCAGCACAUAAUAAACUUCAUGCUGGUGAUGGUCUUGCUUUUAUUGAUGGACGAGAUGCAAGUUUAAUGAAGCAUGAAGAUGCAGAAAUUAUGAUUCGAAAUUCAUUACGAUUACAACUUGUUCUUCGACGUGGUCAACUUAAUACAAUUCGACCAACAAAAUCAUCAGUUAAAUUUUCUCCUGGACCUAAUCCACGUGCUAAUAAAGCAUUACAUAACGGUACAACACCGAAUGGUUAUCGUCGUUUUUAA
Rotaria sordida is the source of this 387-nucleotide messenger RNA. The record is from the annotation of a GenBank genome assembly. Lineage: Eukaryota; Metazoa; Rotifera; Eurotatoria; Philodinida; Philodinidae.